AUCAUAACGUUGCUACCACUUUAGCAACAGUACCAUCAUACUUAAAUUGUACAUUAUUAAAUUUGUUACAGGAAAUUAAUUACUAUGUAGAAUAGAGAACACAUAUAGGCCUGAACAAACGGAAUAUGCGGAGGGCGGUGUCAGGUGAAAAUCUGACACUUAAACCAAAGGUCCCCUCAGAGAAACAUGAUGUGUUGUUUUCUAAGGCCAGAUACUUUCUAAACCAGAGACAUAUCAAACGGCCCUGGUUUAACCUGAAUCCUUUCUUGGAGAAGACAGAUGAAGAUAUAGACCUCGAGAAUUUUCUACCAGGAGAAAGCAAAUAUAUUCAACCACUCGAGUCUCUGGUUUUAUGUGAGAGCGUUCAUAGUGAGAAGCCUGUAGACACAAAGGAAAUAUCUCUUGAUGUCUUUUUCCCUUACCUUUUUUCCACUGCAUGGGACAAGGGCUGUUCCCUCCGGAUUCUAGAAGGUCAGCUCCUUGAUGAGAUUCUCCUCGGACUUUAUCGUUUAGAAAAUGAAGAGGAGGCGGUCCGACACACCACACAUGCUCUUGCUAAGAACCGACGCCCAAGAUCCGGGUGUUACAAACUGCAUGAUGAAAGGUAUGCGGGCAAUAUAGAAGAAACGCUGUUAAUUGAAUUUGCACAUUUUGGACGCUUGAUAAAGGAAACACCGAAUAAGAAGACACUGGAUGCAUUUGAAUACCUGAAAACUGAUCUAAACACAGAGGAAAACACAUCUGACACACAAACGCUUCCAAGACUCUUAGAAAAGACCGAAGAACCAGCCAACUGCCAGGGAAAAGGAAUUGACAUAAACCAAAAGAGGGAAAAUACAACACGUUUAGUUCCACCUAACGAGUCGCAUAAAACCAAAACGGGCAUCUGUAAGUCUAUGAUAAACAAACAUGUGAAAGCGAUGAGUUUCUUGAAAGCAAUGGCUCCUAAUAAUAAGCAUCAACCAUACCAAGUCCUGCCUCCAAUUCAACAAAGCAAACAUUAUUCUCACAAGUCAGUUGAUCCCCAGCCUUUUCGUCUUCAAAAUUCUAUACCCGGUACAUCGCCGUCGUCUGAAAGCAGACAACACUCUGUCAUAGACAGGUCAUACUUUCCAUCAAACAGACGACAUCCUCUUGCGGUACCCAAAUCUGUAUCGGAAAGAGCACAAUUGACCUCUAAGUAUUUGGAUCAGAAGAGGCAAGGAAAGGCGAAUUCGAAUAGCUUUGACAAUCAGGACUUCAAAUGUAAAAUAUAUUCCAUCAACUUUGAUGACGAUUGUAUAUCAGAAAAAAGUGGUGUAAUAGAAGAAGAGAACCAGCAAAAAGAAACAAAGGAUGAAUUCUUCGGUGAAGAGUUUUAUCUUUCGGACCAUAAAGGAGAAUGCAAUAAGUAUAUUAAAAGUGCCAAACUGAUUCUUGAGAAAAAGAAGAUGGAACUGCAAGCCCGGCGCAAAGAAGCUGAAUGUCGUAAAAAGAUAGAAGCAAAAGGUAGGAAUGUUCUCAAGCUCCCUGAACUACCAAAAAUAGAUAUGGAAAAUCUAGAGCCAUACAGAAUGUUCAAUGAAACGAUAAAAAUGCCUGAUGAAGUACCUACACUUGAAGAAUUUGUUCAAAUUCUUAAAUGUGACGAAUACUACGAUCCAAGAUACAGAAAUAAAGGCCGUCAAAAGAGUAAGAAAAUUGCUGACAGGUACUACAUGGCUAAGGAGAUGUACAGGCCAUCCAAGGUGUGUAACACUGACGAAUUAAGAAAAACUAAUGCAAGUCGCCGUGGUUCACGCAAAUCAGUUUGUUCAAUGUCAAGUAAAAUGAAAGAUUUGAAUGAGGAUAAGAGCAAAGGACGCCCUGUUCGCUUACCAGCUUUGCGUGACUCGUGUCGAUCUACAGACAACUCUCUUAAACUACCUGAUAUAAAGGAAUCACGCUCUAUAAAAAGUAUGAAUAAACGUGGACUAGAAGUUUUGGGAGUUACAGGCUCUGAACCAUGCAAAAAUCACUUCAUAAACUGUAGGAGACAAACAAAAGCUUUCGUUGCUGGUCAUUCUCAUGCAUCGAUAAAUGGUAAACUAUUUCCAAAGAUGAUACAGAUUGUGUCCGAUGGCGACAUGGAAUCUUUAGAUACAGACUCAAAUGAGUCAUUGAGUGCAGAAAGUUUAGAGGAGGAAAAUUUUGAUACUAAUAAACUUAACAUGAAAUACAGCAUUGAACGCAUUAGAAAGAAACGACGCGGUAAAGCGAAAAAGAAAGCGGGAAUCAUCGGAGCUCUUGCUAAAUAUUAUAACAUGCAGAAUAUGUGUUAUUCGUUGAAAAAAAGUCCUGACAAUAAAGAAAGUAAUAAGGGGAUAACGAAGAUGAAAACGUUUGGCAGGAAUAAUCAACAAGUGAAACAAGACGAAGAGGAAGAGAUGGUUAUCGGAGAGCUAAAAAAGUUUAAGUUUUUGAAUGUCCGAAACAAAAAGAAAUUAAACUUGGAAAAAAUACCGCGUGGGGAGUUCACAUCAACAAAUCUUGAAAACUUUCAUCAGCAACUUAAAGAAGCAUUAGACAUGUUUGUUGUCAGGCGGGAAAUAGUUGUUUCUGACAUAAACACUUUUUAUACUGCAACUACGACUGUUACUUUUACAAAAAUAUCAUGCUUCCAGUUCGAGCAAAAGAGAAGAGAAGAGUUACAACCAUGCUGAUCAAAGCAGCCUUGUAUCCACAUCGUUGCAAAAUAAUAAAAUAUAUAAGCUUUAA
Molecule: messenger RNA, 2736 nt
Organism: Ruditapes philippinarum (Manila clam)
Lineage: Eukaryota; Metazoa; Mollusca; Bivalvia; Venerida; Veneridae
Exons: 5
Coding region: 126-2681 (851 amino acids)
Source: RefSeq, a predicted model, not a curated record